UCAUCUCGUUCCCCCAUCAUCAGGAGAGCAAAUAUACGCUCAACCCAAAAGAUGAAAGGGCAAAGAAUAUAAAGUAUGCGCAGGAUACGGAAGGCAGAAUUUAGAAAAGAGAAAAAGCGAGCCUAAAAGGAUAACAUUAUAACGCGAAUAGGUAGAGGAUGGCGGCGGCGAAAGAGUGCGUCUGCGCAGAGCUUCGCGAGCAGCGAGAGCUGAACGAAUGUGCCCCUCUACUCUGUACUCCUACGCCGUGGCUCCGCUCGCACAGCGGCGGCGGCGAGAGCGAGAUAAGCCCGGUUGAGCGACUCGACGAGACGCAGCCAGCUAGUAUCGUUCGCUCGCUUCGAGCGAGUGCUGCGUGCUGCCGCAUACGUAUAUUCUAUCUAUAUACAUACUGGCCCAUACACUCUUUCAUACACGCAGCGCAAAAUAUAUAGGUACACCUACCUUUACUACAUGUAGUUCUCUCUCUAGCCUCGCCUCUGAUUCCUUGGCGAGAGCUCGCGGAGCUGCCUCCCCCGCAACGCGCAAGCCUCAUCACUGCAGCGCGAGUAUUAGAGAGUGUGCAUACCGCGCGCGCACACACUGCUCUCGCUUCUGGCUGUGUGUAUAUUUUUGUUUUUCUACGCGGCGCGAGCCAUCUCUCUCUCUCUCUCUCUCUCUCUCUCUCCUUCUGCAGCAGUCAGUCCGCGGGCUGCCCCUACGACGAACGCAAGGUCCUGCGAAUUCGAGUUCGAUAUUUUUGUACGCCCCGUCCAAUGAGCGCGUAUACACAGUUGGUGCGCGGAGUGUGGUAUCGUGAAACGAGAUAAAUAGUGUUGUGUGCCGGCUGUAUAUAACUCUGCGGCAGGUAUAGCAUAGAAUUCGGAGAAGAGAGCAGCUGGCCAUCAGGAGUACCUGCACACCGUGUAACGUCCAUAGUUUUGAGGUUAUCCUGCGGGAGCUCAGAGAGGGCCGCAAGCUCCAGUGGCCUGCGGAGUCCUGCGUUACGCGAGAGAGUUACGUCAAGCUCUCGAUGCAGUAGCACGCCUGCUUCCCCUCGCGCGACAAAGAGAGCAAGAAAACAUAGGAGCUGCAGAGAUACAAAAGUCGAGUCCAGUAUAUAGGUAUAUAGUUCAAUAGACUGUGGUGUGCUCUCUCUAUCUCUAUCUCUCUCUCUCUCUCUCUCUCUCUCUCUCUCUCUCUCUCUCUCUCACGGCAAGAGUAUAGCUGUAUAACCAUAGCCAGAAGUGGAGGGAGAAAAGUGGGCGCGCAGUCGAGAGAUGAGACCUAAGCGAGGUCCUUCCGGGCCCGAAUUGGGUUACGUUAGCUCAGCGAGGCAUGCGGCCUGGCAACAGCGAGUCAACGCAUCACGGCCUUACCAGUAGGACUACUGAGCAUCAGUCGCUAUACUCCUCGCGACCGACUCCUGGUGAGACGACUACGACACUGUGUGUACGCGCCUAUUAGUCCUGGACUAAGUUAGUGUAUAUCCAGCAAAAAAGGAGGGACGCGCGCGCACGCACUGCACCCGCGCCGACGCUUUUAGCCGUCGCCGAUCAGCUGUUCUACCAGAGGAAGACACGACGCGACAUUUGUUUUCGCCCCCUCCCCUGUCCGCAUCUAAGCACGCAGGUAUACAGACUGGAAAUUUAAAAUCCAGACUACACUCCCGGGUGUACGUGAAGAUAUGCUCGUUAACAGUACGUUGACUCCAAUCGCGCGAGCUUCACAAUGUUCAUUACCUUUUUCGUCUCGUCGCUUUACACACACACAGCACUGCGACGCGCGUCGCAGAUGUUGCACCAAGCGGCGACUCGUCGUCUUAGCCGAGCGGAAGAUCGUCCAGUAGUAGUGCAGAGUAGCGGAUCCGUAUCAGGCUCAGCGCAGCCUCUCGAGCUUUCGAGUGGACGAGCCGCGGAGCCGAUGAGUGUCAACGAUGCUGUCGUACAUGGUUGCGCGGGAGGAGGACCAGCCGAGCUUCCGAUCCUGGCUGCAUCAGGCUGCCGCUGAGCAGGCCGACGACGAGGACAUCGUCAUGUUCGACGAGCUGGGCUCGCACGGGGGCCCGAGGCCCGGCUCGGCUGCGCCGCUCCUACCCCCCGGCGGGGAACAGGACAGCAGCCCCAAGCACAACGGCUGCCAGGUGCGAAAGUCGACGCUUCACCAAGCCAAGGUCAGCAAGGACGAGAGCCUCUACAGCAUCGACAGCGACGCCAGUACCGUCGGCAGCGAGCGCAAAAACAAGAUACUCAACGGGCCCAAACAUGCCAAUCUCAAGAGGGUGUCCUUCGGCUCGAGUAAGGGCUCGAUGGUCGAGACACUGGUGUACGAGACGCCGGUCCAAGAGGAGCCGGAGAUGAACCACUUUCUGGAGCACAACGGCCGGCUCCCGGCUCCGAUGAUACCAGUUCCUGAUACCGACGAAGGCCGAGAGAAGGUGCGAGUCUCGUUGUUAGGGCCUACUCCAUUUCCCUCGACGCCCGGAGUUCUUCUGCUGGAGGCGAUAGGACCCUCGGUGGACAUGAUGGCAGCAACCAGUCCCGCGGAGCUUCUAACUGCUCACACCGACCACACCAUUCCCACCUACCACACGCAAAUCAGCACCGACAGCGGCUGGGACAAUCCAUUCAGGCCGGACGGCGAUCUGUCGCGAGAAGCCGACGAGAUCGUCGAGCUGAUAAAGGGCGGCAAGCCGAUAACUCCGACACCCGGUCAGAAUGCGCCGGCGCUGCCUGGCUGCGAGAGGAAAUCGGCGACGGAGCUUGACUCCAGCUCGAGUCCACUUCUUGACUCGACGAAUGUGCGCUCGAGUGCCUCGCCGCGUCUCAACCAGGGUAACGGAAACGCCCACAGCACGCCGAUCAAGCCCUCCUCCGGUAGCCAGCAGCCCGUUAACGAAAAGAAUACGGCCACGGUCGAGGUGGGCAGAGUGACAGCGCAGGGCCCGGGCGACGCCUCACAGGUGGAGCACGUCACCCUCAAGAAGAAGCCCAAGUGCAAGUGCUGCGUUCUCCAGUAACUCACAGCCGCAUUCUUGAAAGCUACUCUCAGUCGACAACUAAUCUCACCACAGAGAUCGAUCGUGUGAAACGGCAAAUGGCUGGCUGAUGUUGCCUGCCUGUCUGCCGAAAAAAAUCUAUUGAAAUAUAUUGUAGAUAAUACGAGACAUACUCACACAGAGUCACUCACAGAGAUGAGAUGACGACCAUGAUGAUAAUAGUAGCUAAAGAUAGCUUAAGUGCUUUUACUAUUACGGUUAUUAUGCACCACGCGGGGAACGAACAACAACUCCUUUUUUCUCUUCCAGCGCAGCGCAGUUUUAACGAACUCUGAAACAAAGAAAAACAAAACCGAUACUGUAGGAAAAAGAUAUCUAUACACACCAAGUCGUCCAGUGAAGGAACCGAUAACGACUCACACAUGCACACAUAAACACACACACACACAUACACACAGACGCGCGUAUAUACACAGCAGUAUAAGAGCAGAUCUUGCGAUUUUUCGAGUAGACACACAAAAUGUCUCAAUUCUUGUAAAUAUGAUAUACUAUUGCGAUUUUAACGUAAAGAAAAAGAGAGAAAAGUGAAACCGAUGUUCAACUUUGCCAUCGCGAAGUCGCAAAGUUGUAUACCGGGGACAAACUGACCUGAUGAGUAAGAACAGAAAUAACAAACUGAAGCGUGAUGCCGUAGAGACGGAGGUAGCAAAUCCACUCUCCAAUUCAAACUAAUUUUUUAAACUUCUUCUACUUGCUUUUCCCAAAUACUGUAAGUGACUCGGAUUAUUAUCCUCUCUCUAUCUCUCUCUUUUUACUCUCCUUUGCUAGAAAAAUUAAAUGAAGAUAAAAUACAACAACAAGAUUGCUCCUCCGAACUGCGCUCUCCAAUUGCUGCUAGUGCACAAAUUAUAUGAUAAGACAGCAUAAUUUGCAGAAACUAGCUCGAGUUCUUAGGCAGCUGUCGAAGCGUUUUUAUUUUUCAAAUAAAAACGACCAUACUUCGACCAAUCAUGCAAGCUAUUUUUAGAUGAAGCCUGCACGCAGACCUUUUAUUAUUUUAUUUAUUGUCGCUACUUCGUUUUUAAUUAUUAUUUCCUUAUUCCUUAUUCUCUCGCCCCUCUCGCUCGCUCAUUUUUAUCAGAGAGAGGCUCAGGUGCAAGCGGUUAUCGAGUAUUUAAAUGCCCGCGGCGCGACGUGACGCGAUAAGUCCAAAGGAUUCUUAUCUCCUUGUUUUUAUUUUAUAUAAAUAUAUAUAAAUAAUAUAUGAUAGACAGUGACGGAGACGGCAACGAUGACGACGACGUAGAUGAUGAUUAUUAAUAUGAUGAUGAUGACGACGACUCGGUCCUUAAUCGACACCAUUAGAGCGCAUAAGUUUUCCGAUUUUACAAGAUUCUAUUACAAGUUAAAGGGCGCACGGGUAGGCGCCAGCCAAGUACGCGUGAUUUUCAAGUGUUGAUUAAGAAUGGAAUCGCAAACAUUGUUUAUAUAAUAUACCGCUGGGUUCCUCUUACAUUCAGUACCUACUUGUCCCGCAUCAUGCAUAAAUAUUAUAAAUAUACACAUGUAAAGAGUACGUGUACACAGACUGGCAUCGAUACAUACAUAACAUUAUAUAUAAUCUGAAGCUCUAUAUGUAUAUGUAUAUACAUAAAUGCCUAGGCUCUUUUUAAGCUGUCGGAUUUUUUAAUUACAUGUUCAGCGCGAUCAAAGUGCUUUUUUAGUUCGGCCGGUGACCAUGAUUUUUUAUUGUAAACUACCUAUAUAGGGUUACGAUUAUUACAUGUCUGUCCAGCGUGACAUUGGCCGAAAUUUGUGUUAAUUUGCCGACAAAGCGCUGCACUGCGUGUGUGUGUUUCCGUUGAUUUUUACAAUGCGGUCAAAAUGAUUGUUUUCGAUCAUUAUUGUAUCGUCGAUUGAUUUCAUAAUGAGAAAAAUUGUACAUUGAAUUGCAUAAUUUAUAGACACCGAGCCGAAAAUGCGAAUAGCAUCGACCCGUCGCAAUGAAGCUCGACGUGCUCUUCCACAGAUGCAUAUGUCGAGCUCAUUCAACGGAGACGAUAGUUCUUUUUUAGCGAGCAGUAUCAAAUCAAAGAUUUUUUACCGAUGAAACUCCUUGAAAUUUAGAAAACGAUUACACGCCUGCCGCUACUGCUACCUACCUACCUUUUUCGUAUAACGUAUGUAGUCGCGGAAACGAACCUGGUUUAUAUACAUGGACAAAAAAACGUGUGGGACAUGUAAUUACUGUUCAACAGUGUAAUGUGCGGAUAAUAAAGUGGCGCGAAUCGAUGGAUAGGUGAUUAUUUACUAUUUUAGACCUCUAAGUUCCCGCAGAUGUUAAGAUACUCGCAAAAAUAAAAAAAAAACGAAAAAAAAAUGAAAAAAAUAAAUAAACUAUUGUAACAUCUGUCCCGCGCAACUGUUGAUUCUGCUGAGCUUACGGAUAUUAAACGAAUAUUAAAUGUCUUGUUAAAAAAGAAAA
Molecule: messenger RNA, 5462 nt
Organism: Nasonia vitripennis (jewel wasp)
Lineage: Eukaryota; Metazoa; Arthropoda; Insecta; Hymenoptera; Pteromalidae
Exons: 7
Coding region: 1916-2998 (360 amino acids)
Source: RefSeq, a predicted model, not a curated record